Melopsittacus undulatus (budgerigar) is the source of this 3108-nucleotide messenger RNA. RefSeq names its product alcohol dehydrogenase 1. The record is from RefSeq and is a predicted model, not a curated record. Gene Ontology annotation, molecular function: zinc ion binding; all-trans-retinol dehydrogenase (NAD+) activity. The transcript is spliced from 9 exons. NCBI's taxonomy places the organism in Eukaryota, Metazoa, Chordata, Aves, Psittaciformes, Psittaculidae. Gene Ontology annotation, biological process: retinol metabolic process; retinoic acid metabolic process. Bases 1606 to 2742 code for a protein of 378 amino acids. Gene Ontology annotation, cellular component: cytosol.
GUAGAAGGGACCCACGCUGGAGCAGUCUGUUCCUGAAGGAUUGUGUCCCAUGGAAGUGACCUACACUGGAGCAGUUCAUGAAGAACUGCAGCCCAUGAGAAGGGACCCAUGCUGGAGCAGUCUGUUCCUGAAGGGUUGCACCCCAUGGAAGGGACCCACACUGGAGCAGUUCAUGAAGAACUGCAGCCCAUGGGAAGGGAGGGCUGUCUCCCAUGGGAGGGACCCCACAGUGGAGCAGGGAAAGAGUGUGAAGACUCUUCCCCCUAAGGAGGAAGGAGCAACAGAGGCAAUGUGGUGAACUGACCACAACCCCCAUUCCCUAUCCUUGAGUCUUGGUAAGGGAGAGGAGGUAGAGAACUGGGGAGUGAAGUGAAGCCUGGGAAGAAGGGAUGGGUAGAGGCAAGGUGAUUUUAAGAUUUGGUUUCAUUUCUCUGUUAUCCUGCUCUGAUUUGAUUGGUAGUAAAUUAGUGACUUCCUAAGUUGAGUCUGCUUUGUCCUUAAUGGUAGCUGCUGAGUGAUCUCCCUGUCCUUACCUCAGUCCGUGAGCCUUUUGUCAUAUGUUCUCUCCCCUGUCCAGCUGCAGAGGGGAGUGACAGAGCAGUUUUGGUGGGCAGCUGCCAUCCAGCCAGGGUCAACCCAUGACAUGGCAUAAUUUGAAAAUAGGUGAGGCUUGAAAUGCACAGCAGAGGUACACAGUGCUCAUCUCCACCCAACCCCUCGCACCAGAAUGUUGUGCCAGGUGAGGGCAACUACAUUGGUGCAGGAGCAGUGAUGGGCCUGUGCUGGUGGAUGUCCAUGGAACCCAUGGGUCACGCAAUGACUCACAGAUGGAGCAGGGUGUUGCACAUGGUAAGAAAUGUGCAUCCUCCCUCACAUGCCACUUCUCCAUGACUUAUUUUUGUCAUUGACACCAUCAGCACAUUGUCCUUGGUCACUGUUCACUGAAAUAUUCAAACAGAUUAAUGAGUACCUGGACUCUGAAACUACAGGACUUGGGACAGGCACAGCCACGGCCAGUGUAUGUUUUUUAAGCAGCUUCCACAACAGCGUAUUUUAAUGUGCUAACUGGGUUCUUACGAUUGUCACCAAAGUAAUCCAAAGUAAACCUCCAUGUUCUCACUACAUCCCUGCUGCUCUGAAUUCAAGAGCCACUCUUCCCUUUUCUCUUUGCCGCUGCAGUGUCAGUGGGAGCAGCGGGUUUGGAAGGCAGCCUCCUAGAGAGGUGGAAAGAGGGGACACCUUCCAGCCAAGGAUUUUGCUUUCUUCUCGUAAUGUUGAGGACAACCCUAGGGGGAGGGUAUGAAAAGGGUGGAGAAGAGUGUGACAAAGGAGUAAGGGAGACAAAAAUGCUAUGAAGAGUGAGGUUUCAGCGUGUGAGUGGUUUAUUUUCAUUCUGGCACUUUGACAGACUAAGGGGUGGGACUCUGAGCUGGGAGGCUUGGCUAAAAGGUCAGAGCAGUGCACUUGCAGGAGCACUUCACAAGACCAGCUUCCAGUGCAUGGACAGGAUUUGGGAUAUCGGCAACCUGACUGCUUAGCAGCUGACUGAAUUCUUGGCACAAGAAAGCAGUGGUGGCACGAUUUGAGACAGACACACGGGUCAACAUGAGCAUGGCUGGCAAAGUUAUUAAAUGCAAAGCUGCAGUAAUGUGGGAAGCCAAUAAACCAUUUUCUAUUGAGGAAGUGGAAGUUGCCCCACCAAAAGCACACGAAAUUCGUGUAAAGAUCGUGGCCACAGGGAUCUGUCGCUCUGAUGACCAUGUGAUAACUGGUGCACUGGUUAUGCCUUUUCCAAUAAUUCUUGGGCAUGAAGCAGCUGGUAUUGUGGAGAGUGUUGGGCAGGGAGUAACUUCAAUCAAACCAGGAGAUAAGGUUAUUCCACUCUUUGUGCCGUAUUGUGGGGAGUGCAGCAGUUGCUUAAGCUCCAAGAGUAAUCUGUGCAUCAAGAAUAACAUUUCUUCAGGUGGUGGAUUCAUGCUUGAUGGCACCACUAGAUUCACGUGUAAAGGAAAAGCAAUUCACCAUUUUCUUGGUACCAGCACCUUCACUGAAUACACAGUACUGCAUGAAAGUUUUGUAGCCAAAAUUGAUCCUGCUGCUCCUCUGGAAAAAGUUUUUCUAAUUGGCUGUGGGUUUUCAACUGGUUACGGGGCUGCUGUGCAGACUGCCAAGGUGGAACCAGGCUCUAUCUGUGCCAUCUUCGGCCUUGGAGGAGUUGGUCUCUCUGUUAUCAUGGGCUGCAAGGCAGCUGGAGCUUCCCGCAUCAUUGCUGUUGAUAUCAAUAGUGACAAGUUUGCCAAGGCCAAAGAACUGGGAGCCACAGACUGCGUCAACCCUAGAGAUUUCAAGAAGCCUAUUCACGAGGUGUUGAUCGAAAUGACUGGCCAUGGUGUGGACUACGCUUUUGAGGUUGUCGGCCAUAUCGAAACCAUGGUCGCAGCCUUGGCCUGUUGCCAUUACAACUAUGGAGUCAGUGUGGUUGUGGGAGUGCCUCCUGCAGCACAGAAGAUCACUUUUGACCCCAUGCUCCUCUUCACUGGUCGCACCUGGAAAGGCUCCGUCUUUGGAGGCUGGAAGAGUAAAGAUUCAGUCCCUAAACUGGUUGCUGACUACAUGAAGAAAAUAUUUGUUCUGGAUCCAUUAAUAACUCAUAGACUUCAUUUCACUAAAAUCAAUGAAGGAUUUGAUCUGCUAAGGACAGGGAAGAGUAUUCGCACUGUCCUGGUGUUUCAGGACUCCUAAUUGUUAACAGCAGAUGGCUUAGCACCAGUACAAACUUCAUUAUCCUCCAAUACAACUGGUAUGAAACACAAGCCAAGAUGGUUCUGAAAGGUCCACCACUUCCCCUCGGAAUAAAAGGAUCAAGCUCAAACCCCAGACUCCAAGCACAGUGCUUAAUAAAUGAAAUAGUAUUUUUCCCUCUGCCUCUUUGUACUGAUUCUUGCUUUAAAUCCUCGUUACACAGAAGAAAUUAUGCUGCAGUUUUCCUCUAAUAGCAUAUUAUGAAUGACAGGACUUGUUGUUAAAAGUGUUAGAAAAGGUUUGGAUUUUUUAAGUGGCCUUUAAUAUGCAAUCUUUUAAUAAAAGCAAAAUGAAGGACCUUUAUAA